AAAUUACUAGUUAUUUUUGGUGUAGUUCAUCAGGAGAGCAAAAUGAUUGUUGUGGUUUAGGAACAUACCCAACAUGUCAAAGUAAUUCAGCAUUGCGUACAUGUCACUGUGGAUGUGAGCUUAGUUGUUCAGAAGCAUUAACCAAUAAUUAUUUAAAUACAAGAUGUGCUGCAACUAUUGUUAGAACACAGGGCUAUACAGCGUGGGUAGGAUAUAAUUCAAAUCAAGCUGAAUGCAAUUCAUACGAUAUAUUUAAUGGUGGAUGCUCGUAUGGAAGUUGUUGUUCAGAUUUAUAUCCUGGCUCUGUUUGCUGUCCAGUACCUAAUCCAAAUAAACAAGGAUGUUGUCCUUCUACACAUACAAUCUGUUGUCCGGCACCUUAUCUAGAUGAUUGUUGUUCUACAGAAUAUCCUGUAUGUUGUGGUACCGGUUGUUGUCCAGCAGGAACAUACUGCUGUGGAAAUAACCAAUGUUGUCGACAAAUAAAUAGUCAUGGUAAAACAUCAAACCAAGUUAUAGCAAAUGCUACAUUGAAUGUUAAACAUUUAACUUAA
Rotaria sp. Silwood2 is the source of this 554-nucleotide messenger RNA. Lineage: Eukaryota; Metazoa; Rotifera; Eurotatoria; Philodinida; Philodinidae. The record is from the annotation of a GenBank genome assembly.